Molecule: messenger RNA, 1413 nt
Organism: Candidula unifasciata
Lineage: Eukaryota; Metazoa; Mollusca; Gastropoda; Stylommatophora; Geomitridae
Source: the annotation of a GenBank genome assembly
AUGCCCAAACUAUUAGAAGACAGCUACCCCCAUGUGCAGUUCAUAGAUUCAGCAAUGGAUGAACCAGACAAAACGGAUAAGGUUUCGAACACUUCUGACAUAUCUGAUGAUAGUGGCCUUUUGGAUUGUUCAGACCUGAAGAAUGUGGCAGAGGGGAACAGCCAGCAGACAGAAGGUCACCUGGCACAUGACGUCUUCUUCAUUGUUGGUGACACCAAGGAUAAGUUCAGUGCCCACAAGUCAAAGCUAGAGAGUGCAAGCAACACUUUCAGAGAUUUGCUUCAGACAAGCGACACACACAAAAAUGAAUUUGAUCUCCCAGAGAUUAGAGCAGAGGCAUUCAGGGAGGUCCUAAGGCACAUUUACCAUGCUGAUGAGCAACUGAACAUCGACAAUGUGAUCUGCGUGCUACAUGCUGCAGACUAUUUUACAUUGUCUAAUCUGAAACUGACCUGUCAAACUUUUCUUCAGAAAUAUCUUGAGAUUAACAAUGCCUGCAAGCUUCUGGUAGAGGCAAGACUCUAUGAUUGUCAAGGUGAAGAGAGAAUAAUCAUCUCAUUCCUUGAGAAGAACCUCAGAGAUGUUCUGCAAUCUACAAGUAUAAACUGCUUGUCUAGAAGUCUCCUGAAUGAGGUGCUGACACUGCAUGGAGAAGAUGUCAACGAGAUAUUAAAGAAACAGGUUGCUGACCAAUGGGCAAGGAACCAGUGUAUUGAGAGGAGACUUGAUGUCACUGAUGAUAAUAUUAUGAAGUCACUUCAUGGCUGCUUCUAUGUUGACAGAGACAACUCAGAGAGUCACAGGUAUGUCAUGGAUAGCCUUACAACAAGGAAUCUCUUUGAGGAUAAAGAUGACUCAGAAGUACAGUCAAAAUCUGGCAGCCUGACCCCUGUUUCCUCCACUGCCAGUUUGAGAUCGUCCCCAGUUCCAAUGUUCAAAAGGCUUUCUCAUAUGUGGCCCGAUUUAGAGAAGAUAACCCGUCUUCAAGAAGCAAGCGGUUCUGACAUCAAUGAUGCUAACCACCCAGAUGCAAUCACAUUUACUGUGGAUCAGGCUCUGCAUCUCUAUGGCUUCAGCAUUUAUGGCCCCACGAAACAACAAGAGGGUAAAUACCAAGUAGACCUUGUACUGCAAGAGAAAAAGAAGGUCAUUGUCAUGGAGACCAUUUUUGUCAAGGGUGCUGGAGUUAUCCUUCCUGUGAUACUGGAGAAACCAGUCAGAAUUGAGAAAAACAGUCCAUACACCCUGGAAAUUUACAUCAAAGGGCCAGAAUCAUACAGAGGGGUCAAUGGACUUGCACAGGUUCAGAAUGGCUCAGUGUUGUUCACAUUCAGUAAUGCUGAGAAGGUAAAACGGAAUCGGACUGAUGUCAGCAAAGGUCAGAUUCCUGGGUUUUACUUUUUACUGCAGUAA